This is a messenger RNA of Coffea arabica (coffee), 3024 nucleotides long. RefSeq names its product receptor-like protein kinase FERONIA. Gene Ontology annotation, molecular function: ATP binding; transmembrane receptor protein tyrosine kinase activity. Lineage: Eukaryota; Viridiplantae; Streptophyta; Magnoliopsida; Gentianales; Rubiaceae. The record is from RefSeq and is a predicted model, not a curated record. Gene Ontology annotation, biological process: protein phosphorylation.
GAGUAUGGGAGUAUAGUAUAGUUUGAAUCAGUCUAAAGACUUGACUUUUCCGACUUGGCAAGUCCACGCAGGAGUUUACAGUGACGGAGCCAUCCUCACUUCAUUUUCCAAGGACCAAUAAUUCCUCCCACCUCAUCCUGCAAAUCCUACACCAGCUUUAAACCGAUCAUCUCCAUCGAUGUAGGAGUAAUCUGCGUGUUUUGGGCGGUACUCCGCCUUACAGCCCCACAGAUUACAUCCUGAUCAUUUGCGGAUCAUCCUCAAACGCAAACUCUACCGAUGGCCGGAACUGGUACGGCGACGCCGGCUCAAAAUUCACCCCUAAAGACAUGGCGAAUAUAUCAUCAGCUGUCACAGCCCCCGAGCAAGGCCCUUCGGUACCUUAUUUAACUGCCCGUAUCAUUCGUUCUAAUUUCUCCUAUACCUUCCCUGUCUCCCCCGGCAAAAAGUUCGUCCGCCUUUACUUCUACCCGGCCUCCUACUCCAGCGACUUCAACGCAACUGAAUCUUUCUUCUCUGUCAUGGCUAAUAACUACACCCUUCUGAGCAACUUUAGCGCAUUUUUAACAGUUCCUGCCAGGGACAAUUCACCUGCCUACGUCGUUAAAGAAUUCAUCGUUAAUGUUCAGGCUAUGAAUCAAUUCCUCAACGUUACCUUUUUGCCCUCUACGCAGUCCUACGCGUUCAUUAAUGGAAUUGAAGUUGUUUCAACCCCGGACGGACUCUACAUGGGCAACUAUGAUUUGUCCAGUAAUUCCCUCAAAGACGUGGAUGAUCCCAACAAUCAGUUCGAGUUAAAUCAGAACGACACUGCCUUCGAAGCUCUUUACAGGCUUAACGUCGGAGGACAAGCUGUUUCUCCGUUAGAUGAUAGUGGGAUGUUCCGAGGGUGGGCUUCCGAUGACAACUUCAUCUGGGGCGCAGAUCCAGGGAAUCCAUUGAGCAAUAAUCAAAUUGCUGUCAAGUACACUCCGCAAACCCCAAAUUACACUGCACCAGCGAUAGUUUAUGCUACCGCAAGGGCGAUGGGCAACUUUAGCACCCGCUUCAACUUGAGCUGGAUGUUCUCUGUUGAUUCUGGAUUUGAUUAUCUCCUGAGGUUGCAUUUUUGCGAGAUUAACCCUGAUUUGAUUACACAAGAGAACCAACGGGUGUUCAGGAUAUUCAUCAGUAACAAAACAGCUGAGGAAGAGGCUGAUAUUAUAACUUGGACCGGCGGCCCCGGAAUCCCGGUUUUCAGAGACUACGUCGUGUUCGUUCCACACCCACCGGGUGGUCGGCCCAGCAAGCAAGGCUUGUUUCUUGCUCUGCACCCAAAUCUCGACGUCAAGCCGAAGUAUGCUGAUGCAAUCUUGAAUGGUUUAGAAUUAUUCAAAUUGAGCAACAGCGAUGGCAGUCUUGCCGGGACCAAUCCUGAUCCGGCGGCGGGUCCCAAUUCCCUGAUGCCAAACAGCAAGUCACCGAAAAAGGGGAGAGGUGUAAAAUCUCGGGUACUUUUUCCUAUCGUGGGAGGGGUGGUCGGAGGUGCUGCCUUGGUUUUGGUCAUCGGUUUCUUGAUUUCCCGGCGGCUAAGGAGACGGGUAAAAGAUUUUGACCAGAAAAGUGCUUCAAAGUCAUCCUGGGUCGAACUUUCAACCACGUCCAGGUCAUCAAAGGCAAAAAGUGCAUCAAGGUCUUCGUCACUGCCGCUGGAUCUUUGCCGAAGAUUUUCCCUGGAGGAGAUCAUCUUUGCUACGGCCAACUUCGAUGCUAAGUUUGUGAUCGGAACCGGAGGAUUCGGAAACGUGUACAAAGGGUACAUCGACAAUAGUCUAACCACAGUUGCUAUUAAGCGAUUAAAUCCUUCGUCAAGUCAAGGGGUCCGCGAAUUUCGAACCGAGAUCGAGAUGCUGUCGAAUCUAAGGCAUCUUCAUCUGGUAUCCCUGAUAGGUUACUGUGAUGAGAAGGGAGAGAUGAUCUUGGUUUAUGAUUACAUGGCCAAUGGCACCCUCCGCGACCACCUCUACAAAACAGAUAAUCCACCCCUCCCGUGGAAGCAACGGCUUCAGAUUUGCAUCGGCGCAGCCAGAGGGUUGCAUUAUCUCCACACCGGCGCCAAGCACAAUAUCAUCCACCGGGACGUCAAGUCAACCAACAUAUUACUGGACGAGAAAUGGGUGGCCAAGGUUUCUGAUUUCGGUCUGUCCAAGCUAGGCCCCAGCGGUGGAAUCCACAGCCAUGUCAGCACGCAGGUGAAGGGGAGUUUCGGCUACGUAGAUCCCGAGUAUUACAAGAGACAGCAGUUGACGGACAAGUCGGACGUGUACUCGUUCGGGGUGGUUUUGCUCGAAGUGCUGUGUGGGCGGGGAGCCAUUAUUCCCAACUUGCCCAAGGAGCAGGUGAAUUUGGCGGAGUGGGGCAAGAGGUAUUACGCUAAAGGGAUCAUCCAUCAAACUGUAGACCCUCACAUGAAGGGCGAGAUUGCUCCCGAGUGUUUGAGGAGUUUUGCUGAAACGGCGAUCAACUGUUUGAAAGAUCAGGGGAUUGAACGACCCGGAAUGAAUGAUGUAGUCUGGAGCCUCGAAUUCGCGUUGCAGCUUCAGGAGGCGGCUGAAAAUGAGAGUGGUCGACGUCCAUUUGCUUUCCGUAUGCAUGGGUUGGGAAGAGAUGAGCAAACUACGACUGAGGAUGACGAGGAUGUGUUCUCAGACUCGGGAGUUGAGAAAGAUUCUGCCGCCAUGAUGAAGAGCCGUAGUAUUACGACCGGGACAUUCACGGCCAGUAGUGACAUGUUAAAGUCUGAUAAUGUUUUCUCCGAGAUCAUGAAUCCCACCGGCAGGUGAGGAUUUUAAUCUACAGAUAAAACCUCCAAAAAUGUACGUGGGAUAUUCAUGUCUUAGGAGUCUAGCGUGCUAUGUCCUUGUGCUAUUUUUUUUUUUUUUUUGUCUGUAUUGGGCAACCUAUUUGUAAUGUCAAUAUAGUAUAUUUUUGGAAAUGUAAUAUUAAUUAAGGAAAGUAAAUAAAUAUUGGGAGUGUUUUUGAAAA